This is a messenger RNA of Scleropages formosus (Asian bonytongue), 1884 nucleotides long. It is a transcript of the gene srsf1b, whose product is annotated as serine and arginine rich splicing factor 1b. Gene Ontology annotation, cellular component: nucleus; cytoplasm. The transcript is spliced from 4 exons. NCBI's taxonomy places the organism in Eukaryota, Metazoa, Chordata, Actinopteri, Osteoglossiformes, Osteoglossidae. The record is from RefSeq and is a predicted model, not a curated record. Gene Ontology annotation, molecular function: mRNA binding. The coding region runs from base 233 to 970 and encodes 245 amino acids.
UCCGCGCACAGCACGGCGGAUCAAAAAAGGAGGAGGUCGACGCCAUUUUAGCGGAGACAGAAGAGAAGGGAAGGAGUUGAGUGUUAGUCGUAGCUAGGCGAUACCUAACGGUGUAGAGUUGGUUUUACUUGCUUUGAUUGUCUCUUUUUGCGAGCCUCCUCUUUUAUAAAAGAGUGGGCCACGCGCAGAGUUCAUAUUUAUUCGUGGUUUCGAUUAAGCGGCGUGUAAUAAGAUGUCUGGCGGCGGUGUGAUUCGAGGCCCAGCUGGAAACAACGACUGCCGAAUAUACGUAGGAAAUCUGCCUCCUGAUAUUCGCACCAAGGACGUCGAAGACGUGUUCUACAAGUAUGGAGCUAUUCGAGAUAUCGAUCUGAAAAACCGAAGGGGAGGACCGCCGUUCGCAUUCGUGGAGUUUGAGGAUCCCAGAGAUGCUGAAGAUGCCGUGUAUGGGCGAGACGGCUAUGACUAUGACGGGUACCGCCUGAGGGUUGAGUUCCCCAGGAGCGGUAGGGGUGGAGGGCGAGGGGGGGUUGGGGGAGGUAUUGGUGCCCCCAGGGGCCGAUACGGACCCCCUUCCAGGCGCUCCGAGUACAGAGUCAUCGUUUCAGGGCUUCCACCGAGUGGGAGCUGGCAAGAUCUUAAGGAUCACAUGCGUGAAGCAGGUGAUGUAUGUUAUGCAGACGUUUUCCGAGAUGGAACCGGUGUUGUGGAGUUUGUUCGCAAAGAAGACAUGACCUAUGCGGUCCGAAAGUUGGAUAACACUAAGUUCCGAUCACACGAGGGUGAAACUGCAUACAUCCGUGUAAAGGUGGACGGCCCGAGGAGUCCGAGUUACGGACGCUCCCGCUCCCGCAGCCGUAGUCGCAGCCGCAGCAGGAGCAACAGCCGCAGUCGCAGCUACUCACCUCGCCGCAGCCGGGGGUCACCCCGCUACUCGCCUCGGCACAGCCGCUCACGUUCCCGCACCUGAGCGCCAUCACAGCUGCCUCCCGUGCAUUGCUCUUCCAGAGGACCUGCUGUUUUACAUCACCCCACUUUUCCUGUUUCUUUUGGUUUGUUUUUUACCCUCUUCUGGUUUUUAUUAAAGGUUGCUCCAGAUUUUUUCCCCAUUUUAUUUUUUGCAAUUCAUUCCCUCAGGAAUUAAUUUGGCAUGUGGUUAUGAAUCCUCUUCAUUAUUCAUAUUUGCUACCUUUCUUGCCAUCCCUUCUUGCCAUCCUGUCUUCUCCAGCAUAUAUUUCAUUUCCACAGGUUAUUUAGUCUCUCUUCCCGCCCCCACCCCCCUUCUAAACAAAAGCAGGGCCAUAGUUAAAUGUACUGAACUGUCAUAAGGUUUUUUUUGUGCUUGAGUUAUGUUGAUGCAGGGGAGGGGUGGGGUUGGACUUUGCUGGGAGAAUGGUAAUUGUUGCAAAACUGUUCAAUUUUAUUUUUUCAUGUCUUUCUAUAGACAUCUGACGAGCAGGAUUAAACAGUGCUUUGGAAUAAAGGAUUGUGAAGCACAAUUCAUUCAUAUUAGGAUUAUCAAAGCGUUUUUGGAAGGAGCUGCAGUCAGAUCAUUGGAGGCAAUGGUAUGACAGCAAGUGCUUCAGUCACCUUUUACCACUUGGCAGUAUUGAUAAUUACAGAAACUAUCCAUAUCACUUGUAAAACCUCUAACCCAACAAUGGUUUCAUUGGUUAAGAAUUCUUGAUGGCACAUUCCCCACUGAUUCUGCCGAUCAGUACUGCUAAGAAUGCAUGAUGUUUGGUAUGACAUUGUAGCAAUGCUUGUACAUUAUCUGGUACAGGCAUCAACUUUUUUUCUGUUAAGUAUAGAUUUUGUUAAUGUGCCCCUUAUUGAAAUUUAUAAUUUCCCAGAGCAUGUUAUGCAAAUUUGUAGUUUUUCCAG